AUGGCCUUUGAUCAUUACAUGGCCAUCUGCAAACCCUUGCACUAUUUGAUCAUCAUGAACUGGCAGGUGUGUGUCCUACUGGUGGGGGUAGCCUGGGUAUUGGGCUUCUUUCAUUCAAUAAUUCAGAUUCCCAUUCUAUUCUGGCUGCCCUUCUGUGAUCCCAAUGUCAUUGAUCCUUUUUUCUGUGACAUGUACCCUUUGUUGGAACUCACCUGCACAAACACCUACGUCGUGGGCCUGUCAGUGGCUAUCAACGGUGGCCUGAUCUGCACUGUCUGUUUCCUCAUGUUGGUCGUCUCCUACAUGGUCAUCUUGAACUCCCUAAAAAAUUAUAGUUCAGAGGGAAGGUGCAAAGCCCUCUCCACCUGUGGCUCUCAUGUCAAGGUUGUCAUGCUGUUCUUUGUUCCCUGUAUCUUCACCUACAUGAGGCCUGCCUCCACCUUCCCCAUGGACAAAACAGUGGCCAUAUUCUAUGUUUUCAGUACUCCCAUGUUAUAA
Tachyglossus aculeatus (Australian echidna) is the source of this 498-nucleotide messenger RNA. Its product is annotated as olfactory receptor 4A47-like. Gene Ontology annotation, cellular component: membrane. Bases 1 to 498 code for a protein of 165 amino acids. Gene Ontology annotation, molecular function: olfactory receptor activity. Lineage: Eukaryota; Metazoa; Chordata; Mammalia; Monotremata; Tachyglossidae. Gene Ontology annotation, biological process: G protein-coupled receptor signaling pathway. The record is from RefSeq and is a predicted model, not a curated record. The transcript has a single exon.